AUGGAGCAAGAAUCCCCAAAGCCAUUAGCAGAGGGACCUUCAAGUCAGGAAUCCGAUACGACCGCGACUGACGAGCUUGCGAGACCUGUCGAAGAGCCGAUAUCGGUGAACUCGGCCUUGAGUCGUCCAAGAGACGACAAUGGAGUCCAAGUUACCGGCACUGAUUCCAAGAAACCUUCCAGAGAGCCGAUAUCAGUGGACUCGGUUCCAGGUCAAUCGAGCGACAACAAUGGAACGCAAAAAACCGGCAGUGAUUCGUCCGAGUCCGAGAAGCUCCUUCAAGACUCAUUGCAACCAGACUAUCCAUGGGUACCCGGCUUCUGGCAAAGGCUACCCUGGGCAGCGACUAUGGCGCUAAUUCUAGCCAUUCUGUGUGGUGCAGCAUGUAUAGCCGUUCUCAUGGUGUCGGACAAGCAAGAAGUCGAAGGCUGGAGUCCCCGGCCCUCAGUCUGGCUAGCUAUAUUUUCCGCGCUCGCAAAUGCUUCCUUACGGUUUGCACUAUCUGAAGGAGUGUGCAUUGCAUGGUGGCGCCGUGCCUCGAUGCCAGGGACGCUCGGCGACCUUCACCGGUCCUGGAUCGCUGGCGUGAGCCUCAAGGCUGCGUGCUGGUCGGUCCACCGGUUGAAUCUCGUGGCCCUAGCCAGUAUCAUCUUGGCUGUAGUUGCGGUCGACGGCCCCCUCCUUCAACGAGCGUCGUCGACUAAACUUGCGCAGAUCUCUUCCACAACAUCUCUGAAUAUGACGUUGGCAAAAGAGCUUCCCUUUGGAUAUACCGGCAUGGACUAUGUCGGCGACAAUGCACCCAAGAACAAUCGGGCGAUUCUGACGCCUUGGUUCCUGCAUCAGUUCCUGGCGUAUAACCAACGCAGCCCGAUACUAGCAAGUCCGGACCUUGGCUGUAGAGGAAUCUGCAUCGGGGAAAUCGAAGGAGCCGGGCUCUGGAGGAAUUGUACUGAGAGUUCAGAGACCUUCAGCUGGCCAGAGGACUACGGAUCUGGCGGCAACGGUUCUUCUUCGAGAAGAAUUUUCGGCGUCGACUGGGAGCUUGUGACAAAGUACCCGGCCUUCAAUUUCCUCGACUAUGGGUAUACCCCCGUAGCCGAUGGGAGGGACGACGUAAUCGCACCUGAUGAGGCCUAUAUCAGACUCAACAUGACAUACUCGCCCCUUCCAGCCAUUGGGGGUGAUGGUGUGAUAAGGCACACCCUUGUCCACAAGACCUGUACUCUGUAUUCUGCCACCAGCCGGUACUCGAUUCGAGUCCAAAACGACACAGACACCUUGACAACCAAUAAUUCGAGUUCUAGGAAUGGAAUCAUCACGCUAGAGGGUGCGGUCACUCCUAUUCAAGGCUCGGUCCAGAAUCUGCGCAGAUCGGUCGCUCAAACAGGGCUGAACAUGUCCAUCCAACGCGAAAGCGUAGCCUCCGAUCCCGCCACCAAUUCAAUGCGCGACCUUUCCUUGGUCGUGUCUCUCCCUGUGACUUACUUCGCUGGUCCGCAGUGCUAUCAGAACAUCAAUUGUCCACUAUACACCACACUGGGAGGUCUGCACUCUGCCGCCCAAGACACGCUCGCCGCUAACGUAACUGCGAUGCUCGGCUUCAAUAACGGGCUGCUCCUAAGCAUCUCUGGGCCGCUGACCAACCAAAUGAUGCUCUCAACAAAGACCUCCGGCAUCGACGGGCUAGACCCUUUCGACGCAAGCACAGGCUGGGCCGAUCCGUCGGCCGUGAUAUUUUCGACGCUCGACGAGGUCAUGUUUCGCACCGCGUUGGCAACGGCGCACGUCGACGCCCUGCAGAACGUCACAUGGUACUACAAGGACCUGGAGCGAGGAAUGACGGCAGACGCACCCACCCGCAACCAGACGACACAAUACGAGGCGUACCCGCAGCCGCAGAUCGUCUCGAUGCAGCAGACCCGGACCAUCCAAGUCUACGACUCCAACUACGGCUCCCUUGCCGGUGGUCUGGCCGUCAUGUUCGUCUCUGUUAUUGUCAUCUUGCCCCUGUUCAAUGGCUUCUGGCUGAUAGGGCGUGGUGUCUCGCUGUCGCCCCUGGAGAUUGCAAACGCAUUCGGCGCACCAAUUCUUGCAAGGGCGAAUUCCAACAUGCCAGCUGCGGUGAUUGUCGAAGUCCUGGGCGAUAUCCCAGCUCGGUAUGGCGAGGUCCAAACCAAAACUGGACUUCGGCGGCGAAAGUUGCAGUUUGUUGAGGGAGGUGCGGUGGGUGAUCCUCGAUCUGGGAAUACUUAUGACUGA
This is a messenger RNA of Cladophialophora yegresii CBS 114405, 2262 nucleotides long. RefSeq lists its product as uncharacterized. NCBI's taxonomy places the organism in Eukaryota, Fungi, Ascomycota, Eurotiomycetes, Chaetothyriales, Herpotrichiellaceae. The transcript has a single exon. The coding region runs from base 1 to 2262 and encodes 753 amino acids. The record is from RefSeq and is a predicted model, not a curated record.